CUCCUUUGUCGUCUUCCAGGUCGCUGACGUUGGAUGCCGGCCGCUUCCAGGCGCCCGAGGGGCUGUUCCACCCGCAGGCGUGGGGCUUGGACCACCCCGGCGUGCACCGCAUGGUGUACAAGGCGAUCCAGGAGUGCAGCAUGGACGCCAGGAAGACCAUGGCGCGGAGCGUCUUCCUCGCCGGCGGCCUCACCAUGCUCCCGGGCUUCGCGGAGCGGCUCCGCGAGGAGCUCGCCGCCCUGCUGCCCCCGGCCGUGCAGCCCAAGGUUCACGCGUCCCCGUACCGCUACCACGCCGCCUACCUGGGCGCGUGCGUGCUGGCCAACUCGAGCGGCGUGCAGGAGAUGAGCCUCACCAGGGAAGAGUUCAACAGGGACGGCGGCAAACUGCUCCGGCCGUGGAUCCUCUGACCGUGACCCUUGACCCGAGCUACUACCGUGCUGUACUUGUUGUUUUCUUUUUUGUUUUCGCCCUGCAAAGCAGGGUGUUCAAAACUUCGACUUUGCACGCUAAGCAAAUUCAAAGGAGAUGUUGUUGUUGAUGGUUUAAUAAAUUAUGAUCUCUAACUGUU
Messenger RNA from Frankliniella occidentalis (western flower thrips), 571 nucleotides. RefSeq names its product actin-like. Bases 111 to 410 code for a protein of 99 amino acids. The record is from RefSeq and is a predicted model, not a curated record. NCBI's taxonomy places the organism in Eukaryota, Metazoa, Arthropoda, Insecta, Thysanoptera, Thripidae. The transcript is spliced from 2 exons.